Molecule: messenger RNA, 2256 nt
Organism: Sphaeramia orbicularis (orbiculate cardinalfish)
Lineage: Eukaryota; Metazoa; Chordata; Actinopteri; Kurtiformes; Apogonidae
Product: caskin-2
Exons: 5
Coding region: 78-701 (207 amino acids)
Molecular function (GO): protein binding
Source: RefSeq, a predicted model, not a curated record
UUAGUCAGCUGCAUUUAUUUAAAGGUAGUGCACAGAGGACGUAGCCUCGUUCAGUGUGCAACUGUCAGAUCUUCAAGAUGCAGCGCAUCUACAUGCACAGCAAUGAACACUUUGAAGUCUUCACCACCGUCCUUGCUCCUCAAGGGAGGGUUCGAUACAUAGCAGAAGCUGAAAAGAUGGUGGUGGUGCACAGAUACAAACCCCACUGGCCAGAUGAGCUGGAGCUGUUUCCAGGUGACGUCAUCCUGGUGCUGUCCAAACAUGAGGAGGAGAGGUGGUUUGGGCGGCUGCAGGACGGCCAGCGGGGAUACUUCCCCGCCUCCUGUGUGGUGGAGCUGGGCCAGGUGAAUGUGCCUGCUAAAAGCCUUCGGAGGACAUUAUCACUGAGACUCUCCUCUAAUGAUGAUUCAGGCGUACGAGGUCGAAGUGGAAGUGGACACAUUCUGCAGGCGCUCAAGAGGGGUAGCAGAGGAGGAGGUGGAGGAGGAGGAGGAGGAGGGGGAGGUGGAGGGCUGGAAGGGGGCCAAGCUAACAGUGAGGGCCCCAUCCUGGUGCAGAGGCCCCAGAUCCCUCUGCCUCAGUCCGUGGCCUCCCAACCUCAGACACACAGAUCCCCAGGCUUACUCCACAGGAUCUUGUCCAAGCGCCGGAAAAAGAAUGAAUGCCAGGGAGCCACCAAUGGGGCCUUCGAGGAAGACUAAAAGACCCUCCUCUUUGUCACGACAGGCUGAGCUGAGUUCACAUUGGGGGAGUGGAAGGACUUGGAAAAGGCAGGUCUUGCAUAUUCUGAUUUCUGCAUAUCAGGUAUGCCUGACUUGGCUGCGACACGUAGUCUGAAGGGAAAAUGUACAGUUCUCAGACCAUGAUGUCACAAACAGUGUUUUGCCCAUUACAUAUUAAAAACAAUGCCUGCUGUGACAUCAGUAGGGGUGUGUGACCACAGUAACUUGCAGAAUGGUUGAAUGUCCACAGAGGUGCUGUAGAUUUCAGCCCUGCACCACUGGCUCCAUGCUAUGGAAAAGGAUUGUCAUACAUUUUACUGAAGUACACAUGUUCACCAUUAAAUAAUUGCUUAUUAGUAGCAUAUUGGCUUUGAAUUAGUCAUUACAAAGCAGUUAUUAAAGUAGUAGUAGACCUAUUAACUACUAGUGAGUAAGCCAGACCUCACUUCAGAUAAUAUUCUGAGUCAGACAGUCUUCAUUUAGAUUUACAGUAUUUGGACACUAUUAAAACUGCAGGAAACUUAAAUACUCAAUUGCCUUCGAACCUCAUAAUGCGAAGUCUCAUAAAAGAAGCUUAACAUGGGAAAUUAUAAGAAUUCUAUUAUUGGAUUUAAAUAUAGACUUGUUAGGUUGGAUGUUUACUUAAUUAAAUUAACUCUAUGAACCAACAAUGAAAAAUAAGUUGUCCCACCCAAACUAAUUAGCCAUUGCUAACUUCAACGAUAGCUAGCAUUAGUAGAUAGAUAGCUAACGAGCCAUUGUUAGCUUCUAGAUAAAAAUAUACUGUAAGUUGCUUACCAGUUGCAGUUACGAUAUUUAUUAAAUAUAACAUAUUUAUUAGCGUAUUAUUUGAUUAUGUUAAAGAUUAUCUAAAUUUCAGAAUUGCACAUUUAGCUGCAACAACAUUACUAGCUGACAUGUCCGUAAGACAGGUCUGCCAUGUCUCUACAGCCUUGAGAAAAACAGCAGAAUUAACUGCUUUUGACUUCAUUUCUUAUUAUUAAUGAUUAUUUUCAUUAAUUUAUUUGUGAAUUUUUACAUUACAGGCUUUAACACAUGUUUUGUUACAUAAAAACAGACUAUUUAUUAACACUAAAUGCUAAGUGUUGCCUGCAACCUCCUUCCUUAGCAUGAAUAAUCAGCAACUAGCAAGAGAUUGAGAGAAAAUGAUAACUUAAUGGAAAAGUUGUAGAGUACUGUCACGCAAAAAAAAAAAAAAGUGUUAGCUAAUAAAUGCUUAAUAAAGACUAAUUAAGACCUAUUAUGCUACUAAUAUGUGUGCCAGUAAGCAAUGUAGGCUAAUGCAAAUAUAUUUAAUUUCCCCCUGGCACUCAGUGUAAUGAUGUAAUGGUGACCAUGUUUACCUGGAUAUAAAGUGUUACCAAAGAUUAUUUUUAAAAGUCUAUAUUAUAUGAAAUUACAUUAUAGAUUUAUGUAAGUACGCUAUUGUUGCAGUUGCAAUGAAUGAAAAGUGUUGUGUUGCUCUGUAUAUUCACAUAAUUAUUAAAUGUAUUACUGAAUGCUGUUUAUUUUA